Zootermopsis nevadensis is the source of this 4639-nucleotide messenger RNA. Its product is annotated as tudor domain-containing protein 5. Lineage: Eukaryota; Metazoa; Arthropoda; Insecta; Blattodea; Termopsidae. The record is from RefSeq and is a predicted model, not a curated record.
CAUCAAAAAUUACAACAAUAGUGAUGAUGUGAGACAGAAGCUUUUAAUACCUUACAAUUUGCAACAAAGAAUUUACAAAAUGUUGCAUGAAAACCCACAGGGAGUGCCAGUCCAAACCAUCGAACAAGAACUUUGUUCCAUGCAGACUCUACGGAACUAUGGAAUAUAUGAUGGCGGUGGUGUUUACCAGUUACUUAAUUGUCUUAAUCACUUUUUGAAGGUUUCCAAAGGGAUGGUUUACCCUUUGCAAAAUAUUAAACCAGUGUAUAGACCAAAAUCAGUACAGUCAGUUAUUGAUUGUCGGGAUUCGAACAUUUCUAACUCAGGGACUGUUGGAUAUGAAAGUUGUAAUGACAUUCACCCUCAACAGAAUGGUGCUGUGGAGGAAGAUAAUGAACUGGAAUGCAAAGUAAACAAUGAAGAUGAUGCAUCUAUUUCAGAGGAAGUUCAUGGGCGGUUAGGUGUUGGUGAUGUAUGGACUAACAGAGAAAAGACUGAGGAAGGUAUAAAUGUGAUUCUUAACAGCAAAUCACCAAUACCUGAUAUAUGUACUUACAACAGUGCUUGUACCAGUGAUAUCAUAAGUGAGCGGAUGAAACUAAACUUGCGGCUUUUGUUGGACAAGUAUCCUGGUGGUAUUUGGUGUUCAGAACUUCCACAUUUAUAUAAGGAAGAGUUCAGGGUCGUGUUAGAUUAUGUCAGCCUCGGUUUUGUAAGUGUGAUUCAGAUGGCGUCUAAUAUACCUGAUGUGUUCCAUUGCAUUAAACCAGAUGGAACAGACUGGAAAUUGUUCGAUGCUCAGAAAAAACUGCCUUCUCAGUACUCAUCAUAUGACAUCAAAUCUAAUAAAAUAGUAUCAACAAAAAUGUUUCCUUCUGUACCAUCAAAAGUAAAGAAGAACAUUGUGAAGCUUCUCACAUAUUAUUCGAACGGAAUACCAAGUGAUCAACUCCUCAGUCGAUAUAUGGAAGUGUUCUUGACUUCAUUCAGUAUACAAGAGAUGGGAUUUGACACAAUGGAGUCAUUUCUUCUGUCUCUCAAUGAUACGGUUUUGCACAUGCGCUAUGUAAACAAGAAGAUACUUGUAUAUCCUCAUGCUUAUGAUACAGAACCAGAAUUGGGUAAUCCAUUACCACAUAUAACUGAGCCACAAGACCCCUUUCCAGACUUGUAUAAACCUGAAGUGGUUGGUCCAAAGGGAACAAUCCCAUAUGAGAAUAUACCACCUGAAACUGCACCAGGAGGAUUUCUUGAGGUGUUGGUGGCAGAGGUUUAUACACCUCAGAACUUCUGGAUACUGUUAAGAGGAGAAAAAACUCACUUGGCACUGGACAGACUUAUGAAUGAUAUACAGGAAUUCUAUAAUCAAGAAGCAAAAUGUUAUCAUAUGCCAGAUGUAACAAUUAGAAUUGGUCAGUACUGUAUGGCUCCCUUCAAUAAGGAAUGGCAUCGUGCAUGCAUUACUGCAGUGCACAAUCUUACUGAUGCACAGGUUCUGUUUGUUGAUUAUGGUACUUCAAGUCGAGUGAAGAAAAAUGAGUUGUUAUUCAUGCACCAGGAUUUUAGUACUUUUCCAGUGCAAGCAAUUAAAGCUAGUCUUGUCAACCUAAUGCCAGCUGAUGGUGCUAAAAAAUGGCCCUAUGAAGUCAAUAUACGUUUUCUUGAACUGGUGUCUGACAAGAAUCUCAUUGCUGUUGUCUCAUCAGUAGAUCAUGAGGCUCGCAGACUGGAAGUAGCCCUCGUGGACACCUGUGGUGAUGAGGAUGUGCACAUUAAUGACGUCCUAGUAAAGGAAGGAUUGGCAGAAUAUAAAACAAACAAGCUGCCAUCACCACCACCACAAAGGAUUGAGGCAGACCUUGCACCUUUGACAGUCACAGUGAGCCGCCCGCCACCAGGCUUCUCUUUGGGAUCAAAACUUUGGAGGCAGUCAUCUCUCUCUCCUACAGGAUCUACACUACCAGAACAAACUGUUACCGAAAUACGCGGCCAGUCACACCUACAGUCGCCACUACCAAACAAGUCUGUGCUUAAUGUCAAUGCAUCAAACUUCAUACCUCAAUCCACUAGUGUACCAGCAGCAUCACCAUUAUGUGACAUCAGCAUGCUUACAAACACAAGUCUUUUACAAGAACAGGCAUCACUACUUCAGCAGUUUUUACUUUAUGACCGUUAUCUACAACAUCAGCAUUUAAUGGCGUCUUUAAUGAUGCCAAAUCCCACAUUGGCAUAUUUAGUUUCACAGCAAACUGCAGCAGCACUAGCUAAUCAAUAUGGAGUACCAAGGUUGAAUCCACCAGUGAUGUGUACUCCAACUGCUAUUGCUGAUAGAAUGGAAAAUGCAGAGCAGUUGCAUCUGAAUAUUUUACAGGUUUGUCCUACGUCAUCCCCAAAUUCUUCAUUAAAUGAAGAAUCCUUACCUCCCAUUAUUGAUAAGUCAUCAGUAUCUACAAAACUUUUGAUUGGAGAUUCUGUUGAAACAUCUGAUACUGGUACCAAAGAAUGUUUGUCUGUGACAUCACCUGGUGUUAGUUAUUCACCUGUUAGUAAUCAAAUUAAUCCACAGAUGUGCAUUCAUGUUCAUAGCAGUUCACAACCAGCAGUAGAUAGUAUUGCAUCUCAAAAGGAAGUGACAGUGUUGAGUCAAGUUAGAGAUGAAGAAAAACAAAAUAAAUUUGCUGUACUGAGUGAAGCUUCUAAUAACACUGUGUGUACAGAGUUUACUUAUAGCAUGGACACUGUUCAAGUGAAAUCACAUAUUAUGAAGUCUGAUCCUGAUGGCAUUGAUGAGCAGGAGUGUAUGAAAGAAAGUGGAGAACAAAUUGAAGAUUUGUCAUUUGAUUCAGAUGAAAUAUACAGAAGUGACGAUGAUAGUGAACAAGAGCAGUGGUCUGUACUGGAACCACACUAUGUAAAGGAGAUUGAAAUUGCAAGAAGAACGGUUCAUCUGAUCAAUGUGUCUAAUACAGCAUUCCUCUGUACUGAAGAAGUAAUACGACUCUUCACAGACUUCCGUGGACGUCAUGUUGUAUUGAAGAUGCUCGAUGCAAGGCAAAUUAUAAUACCAUUCCAUGAAAUUGGGCGAAACGAUUUACCUGUUGUCAUUGACGCUAUUGAAGCUUUUAAUGUUGUGGGUGUGCCAAAGAAUGUAUCUGGCUACAUACAGGGUAAAGUCCAUCUCAUUCCCUUGAAAUCAGUGCCCCAUAUGCUGACAUUGCUUAAUGUGCAAGACAGAGCUGUGUUACGUGCUGUGCAGGAGGAGAUAGAGAAGUUUGAUCCAAGUGACAUUUAUUGGACAGGAAAUAUCAAUUCAGCAGCGUGAGAGAAUGUUGUGUAUGACCCUUAAAACAACCUUGUUGUAAGUAUGACUAUUUCAUGGGAAACAUUUUUUUAAAAAGUUCAUUUUUGGUGAACAGAAGUUGGUUCUGCAGUAUUCUUAAGAACUGUAUUUAUUCAUUUUCCAUAUUCCAUCUAUAUGAGUGUCACAUUUAUUAAUCAAACAUUUAAGAUUGGAGCAUGCCUAUGUGCAUUCUGUAUAAUAUGUUCAAGCUCUGUAUGAAGAUCAUGAAAAAAAUGUAUUUACCAAUGAUGUCUAAGAUCACAACAUAAGCACAUACAGGAGUACAAAAAUACAUUUCCAUGCAUUCUCAGAUGAGUGUUCAGGUUGAUGUGAUUUAUUAUUACUAUUGUUAUUUUUUAUUAUCUUCUUCAUCUUUAUUUAUCAUUCAGGGGAAGUAGCUGCACCAUUUAUUGAAUAGAAGAGCCAAAAUCAUUCUGAACACUCCAUUACUUGAAAGAAGAAACAGAAUUUCUCAAAAAUGUCUCAUUCUGCAAAACACAUGAAAUUCUGGGGAAGAAUACAUAAUUCCUUCUUUUUUCAAAUAUUUUGACUCAUAUAGCUGGAAGUGUGAAUUAAUAUUUAUGUAAUUCAGUGGUUCAGUUUUGUUCAUGAUUUCUACUGGUUCAAAUUUUUACUGUGUUGAACUUUUCAGAUAUAAUUUCAGUUGUUCAAUCACCAUAUUUUUAUUAUUUGUAUGUAUUUCAUUUAGAAUGUGUACAUAUGUUGUCACCAUCAUACCAAAACCUAGUUAUAGAUUUUGCAUUGUCCUGAUUAUGUUUUACAUUCUAAGACCUUACCUUGACAGAAAUUGAAUAUUCUGUUGAGGUCUAAUGGGAUACAAAAUUUCAGGACAUGAUAAAUGGCACUAAUGUUCUGACCUCUGAAGUGUGCAUGAUCACUAAUUCAGUACCAUGCAAUAAAUUAGCCUACAUCAUUAUUUUAUAACAAAAUAUAGACAUAUGACAUUGUCUUUCAAUUGAAUAUGUUUGUGUGUUCUCUGAUAACUCUUGAAUUGAAAAUUUUAAUGUAAUUUGGUAUGAACAUCAUGCCACUUAAGGUCACCCCACCUAUGUACAUUUUAAAUUCAUCUGCCAAUAAUCCUAACAUGGUGACCAUGGUACACAGUAUUCCAUUGCAUGUUAUCAUACAUAGGUAAAUGUUUCAAAUUCAAUGUAGCCAUAUGUGUUCUUGAUAUCUACAUUGAAAUGUAUAAUAGUAAAUCUGAAAUGUUCAAAAUACUGGAGAUUUAUUGUUCCGCUGUUGUAUUUUCACACUAAAAUAAAUAUUUUUGUUAAGAGA